Molecule: messenger RNA, 732 nt
Organism: Cannabis sativa
Lineage: Eukaryota; Viridiplantae; Streptophyta; Magnoliopsida; Rosales; Cannabaceae
Exons: 2
Coding region: 1-732 (243 amino acids)
Source: RefSeq, a predicted model, not a curated record
AUGACAGAGACUAGAUCAUCCAUUAAAGACUUACUGACUCGGAUGGGGCAGUUGGAAACUCAGAUAGCAACUUGUCCUCAAGGGAACUUGCCUAGUACAAUAGAGGUCAAUCCAAAAGAACAUUGCAAAGCAAUUACCGUGAGAAGCGGGAAGAAGUAUGAAGGGCCUGAUGAGGGGCAUUCAGUGGAAGAAGAGACUCGGGAUCAACCGGCACCGGUAUCAACAAAAAGAAGACUACUGAAACUCCUCCACCAAGACCAGCCCUUGGAAGAAAUUCCUAGCUACGUGAAGUUUAUGAAGGAGAUCUUGUCGAAGAAGAGAAAAAUGGAAGACUAUGAGACAGUGGCAUUGACCGAGGGUUGUAGCACCAUAUUGCAGAAGAAACUUCCCCCCAAACUCAGAGAUCCUGGGAGUUUCACCAUUCCUUGCACCAUCGGGAGAAUAGAAGGAAUAAAUGCAUUGUGUGACUUAGGAGCCAGCAUUAACUUAAUGCCUCUGUCGGUUUUCAGAAGAUUGAAGUUGGCUGAGGCAAAGCCAACUACAGUAACCUUGCAACUGGCUGAUCGAUCACUAGCUCAUCCAAGGGGAGUCAUUGAGGAUGUAUUAGUAAAAGUUGAUAAGUUCAUCUUCCCAGCUGACUUUAUUGUUCUGGACAUGGAAGAAGAUAGCAAUGUCCCAAUUAUUCUUGGGAGACCAUUCUUAGCAACUGGUCAAGCAUUGAUCGAUAUUUAG